AUGAAUCGUUUUGGUGAUAUCGAUGUUUCAUUUAAGAGACUUCCAGUUGUUUAUGGCUAUCGCAGUCAAAAACUAGUUCCCAUUGAAAAAGCACUAGAACCUAUCGAACCUCAAAUAGAUAAUCUGCCUUAUUGGAUAAAGAUAGCCAAACGCAGCUGUCAUUUUCCAUCAGAACAUGGACUUUCACAUGAUCAAUCAGCUGCUAUUUAUAUCUACACGAUGGAAUGGGGUGAAGCUACUUUGUAUCGUACAUUAAAUAAAGCAUUACGAUCUGAAAAUCGACAAGGAUUAAAGAUAUGGUUUUUAUAUUUAAAACUAUUUGAUACAGCAUUGGAUAAGUUACCUACUGUCAAAGAGGUGGUGUGGAGAGGCAUACCACUUGAUAUUGGCAAGAAUUUCACCGAAAAUCAGAUUGUGACGUGGUGGAGCAUUAACUCAUGUUCUUCAUCAGUCAACGUUAUUAAAAAUUUCCUUGGUAACGACAAAAACUCAACUCUUUUUCUUAUUGAAGCUGUUAAUGGAAAAAAAAUUUCUGGAUAUACAGAAUAUGAAAAUGAAAAUGAAAUUAUUUUACAAAUGGGCUCACAGUUUCGCGUGAAGAGCGAUCCUUUAGAUCAAUCAAAUGGCUCACAUCUUGUACAUUUAAUUGAGAUUGAUGACAACGAUGAUCACCCAUUAGCAUCAGCUAUGAAUGAAAUGCGACCGGUUGUAAAGUCAUCAAAUACAAGUACUUUGGGUAAGAUUAAAAGUCCGAGUUGUCCUGUAUCAUAUUCGAAAAAUAUUUCGGAUAUAUCUAAAAUAACGGAAAAUGAUAGUUCAGAUGAUGAUAUACUUUAUUCAAUGAAUUCAGAUAUAAGUGAUAUUGGUAGUGAUGAUGUUGGAGAAGAUAGUGUAAAUUGUGAGUCAGAUGUAUUCUGUGAAUCAGCUGAUGAUGAAGGUGUUACAAAAAAGAUGAGACAAUAUGAAUCAUGGUUACGAAAAAAGUUAAAAUCUAAUUUACCAUUUUAUGAUGGUGAAUUAAAAUGA
Messenger RNA from Rotaria sordida, 1026 nucleotides. Lineage: Eukaryota; Metazoa; Rotifera; Eurotatoria; Philodinida; Philodinidae. The record is from the annotation of a GenBank genome assembly.